Gekko japonicus is the source of this 3280-nucleotide messenger RNA. It is a transcript of the gene TBC1D10B, whose product is annotated as TBC1 domain family member 10B. The record is from RefSeq and is a predicted model, not a curated record. Bases 154 to 2589 code for a protein of 811 amino acids. Lineage: Eukaryota; Metazoa; Chordata; Lepidosauria; Squamata; Gekkonidae. The transcript is spliced from 9 exons.
UGGGGUGGCUGCCUCUCCUACGGCUGGUACUUCUAUCCAGGCAAGGGGGGGGAGCGCGGGGCGGCUGGCUCCCUCCCUUCCCCCCAAGCUGAGGCCUUGGCUGGGCAGCUAGGCUGCAUUUCCCCCUCCGGGGGGGAGGGACCCCCAGUAGUCAUGGAGACUGGCUCUGGGGACCCUCCAUCACCCCCUCCUCGGUACAAUUCCCCCCGCUCCAUGCUCCAUGCUCUGAAGGGGCUGGGCCCAGAUCCUGUGGCUUCAGUGGAGCCUGUGGACAGUAGGUUGGCUUCAACCAUGGCAACAGGCAACUUGGUAGCAGUGGAGCCUGCGGAAGCAACUGCUCCCACCGUCGCAGAGAUGGAAGCAUCCUGUGUUGCUACAGAAACGACAUCAACCGUGAUGACCAUAGAGAUGUCUCUGGUGUCCAGGAAUAAUGGAGAUGUGGCCUCUCUUGUACAGGUGGCAUCUGAUGCUGGAGAGAUCGCUGUGGAUGGGACUCCGGGGGGGAAUGCAUCUGCUACCGCGACGGUGCCUGUGGUGAAUUCAGCGGCUCCCGUGUCCACUGUGGCAGCGGUCAAUGGAACGUCAGUGACAUCAUCACCGCAGGACAGAAUGAUGCCAUCGCCUCUGACUUUGCCCACAGAGGCCACAAUGAAGCCCCUCCCAGUUCCACCAAUGUCGCCGACAGUGGUGGUGGUAGCGCCUAGCCCUGGCUCGCCACCAGAAAAGACUUCGCCCACUGGCCCAGGCGGCUUGGAACCUCAUGAUCUACCCUCUUCACAACCACUCCAAGGCCUGGGUUCCCAGCCCAGCCAUGGCACUCCGGGGCCCAAGGCUCCUCCGGCUCCUGACACCAUGAGCUACUUGGAGUCUGUCAGUCUUAUGUCAGGCACCAUGGAGUCCUUGACCGGCCCUGGAUUUCCUGAUGAUGCUAGCUCUCUGGGUUCAGAUUCUGAAAUCAAUGGAGUGGCAGGCCGUAAGACUGACAGAUAUGGUUUCCUUGGGGGCAGCCAGUUCUCUGAAGUGAUCGAGAGCGCUAUCCCUGUGGAUGUGGGCAGACAACGGGAACUGAAGUGGCUGGAUAUGUUUGCCCACUGGGACAAAUGGCUGUCGCGCAGAUUCCAGAAGGUGAAACUGCGUUGCCGGAAGGGGAUUCCGUCUUCCCUCCGUGGCAAAGCGUGGCAGCUUCUCUCAAACAGCAAGGAACUCCUGGAUCAAAAUCAGGGGAAGUUUGAGGAACUGGAGCGCCAAGCUGGAGAUCCCAAGUGGCUUGAUGUGAUUGAGAAAGACCUGCACAGGCAGUUCCCGUUGCACGAGAUAUUUGUUGAUCGGGGAGGCCAUGGGCAGCAGGACCUCUACCGCAUCCUGAAAGCCUACACCAUCUACCGGCCAGAGGAAGGGUACUGCCAAGCCCAGGCGCCUGUUGCUGCGGUUCUGCUGAUGAAUAUGCCCGCAGAGCAAGCUUUCUGGUGCCUGGUGCAGAUCUGUGACAAAUAUCUCCCUGGGUACUACAGUGCGGGACUGGAGGCAAUCCAGCUGGACGGGGAGAUCUUCUUUGCUCUCCUGCGGCGGGUGUCCCCCAUUGCCUACCGCCACCUGAAGAGGUACAAGAUCGACCCCAUCCUGUACAUGACCGAGUGGUUUAUGUGCAUCUUCUCCCGGACCUUGCCCUGGUGCUCCGUGCUGCGUGUUUGGGACAUGUUCUUCUGCGAAGGGGUGAAGAUAGUUUUCCGGGUGGGCCUGGUGCUGCUGCGGAACACCCUGGGCUCAGUCGACAAGCUGCGCUCGUGCCAGGGCAUGUACGAGACGAUGGAGAAGCUGCGAAACCUGCCAUUCCAGACUAUGCAAGAGGACAACCUGGUCCAUGAGGUGAUGACUCUCCCAGUGACCGAAGCCCUCAUAGAACGAGAGAACGCCACCCAGCUGAAGAAGUGGCGAGAGACGCGGGGUGAGCUCCAGUACAAGCCCUCCCGGCGGCUCCACGGCUCGCGAGCCAUCCACGAGGAGCGCCACCGCAUGAACCCGCCCCUCACGGCCAGCGCCAGCCUCUUGAGUCUCACGGGCCUGAAGCAGAGGGUUACUCACGGCAGCCUGAGCGGUCCCUCCUUCUCCCCAGCACACUCCGUGGGCACCUUGGCUGCCUCCGUGGCUCCCCCUCCGGCCCCUCCCGCCGCCCAGAGCCAGGUGGUGGUGUCCGAAGGGCUCCACCCCGCCUUGCCCUCCCCGACAGGGAACAACAUGCCCCUCGGUGGCCCCAAGCCGACCGGGGGCAGCAGCAAAGAGGAGAAGCGGAAAGAGAAGGAGCGGGAAAGGCAGGAGAGGCUGGAGAAGGAGAAGCAGGAGAGGGAGCGGGAGCGGGAGCGGAAGCUGCAGAAGGAGCGGGAGAAGAAGGAAAAAGAGCGGGAGAGGCAGGAAAAAGAGCGGGAGAAGAAGCAGCAGAAGGAACGCGCCAAAGAGGAAGCCCGGCUGAAGAAGGACCAAAAACUGUCGCUGAGGAAAAAGGAACCCAAAUCGGCCCCUCCGCCACCCAGUGAGGAAGGAAAAGACGGGGAUGCUCCGACGGCGUCUGUGCUGCAAGACACGUACUUUUGAGGGGGGCUGGGGGGGCAGCACGUGCCCCAGGAACUCCCUCCCUUCAGCCAAGGACCAAGAUGGUGGCCAACACCAGGGACACUCUCAUUGUGGUAGGGGGACCCGGAGGACAGGAGGAGGAGGAGGAGUGCCGAGGGGAACCACCCAGUGUGGGGCCAGAGCGGUGUUUUAUUGAGUGUCCGUGUGCUCGCCUCUCUCUUCGCGUGCCUGAUUUGAGGUGGACUGAACCCCCUCCCUCCUCCGACCCUUCAUCUUUGUUACGGAAUAGGGCCAAAGCAAGAUGGCCGCUCUUCUCCCAGUGGGCGCGCCACUGCAGGUUUUUCACCACGGCCAACCAGUGCAGCGGUACCUUCCCUGCUCCCAGCUUGGAGACAUAACCAAGGCGGUACUGGUAUUAAUAACUCCAGCAUCCUCCCUCUCAAGUACUGUAUAUAGAAUCUUCCCUGUUUACAGCUCUUUAACCACUGCAGGCUGCGUAGGCCACCCCCCCCCUCCAGAGAGGCUAGUUUUAAAAGCAGCGUCCGGUCCUCCCAGCGCUACCCUUUGGUCUUCUAACUCUUCUUCCAUUCCUUAAAUUGUUGCUGGGCAUUUCGCUGCUCCAGCCUAAACCUGAUGAGCUCUUGGUAGGCUAAUAAGAGAAAUCCCCUUAAAGCCGUCUUCUCUUCUUCCUCUUGCUCCUGGCCCCUUGCAU